This is a messenger RNA of Gallus gallus (chicken), 3266 nucleotides long. RefSeq names its product serine carboxypeptidase 1 (gene SCPEP1). The record is from RefSeq and is a predicted model, not a curated record. The transcript has 11 exons. Gene Ontology annotation, molecular function: serine-type carboxypeptidase activity. Bases 796 to 1887 code for a protein of 363 amino acids. Gene Ontology annotation, biological process: proteolysis. NCBI's taxonomy places the organism in Eukaryota, Metazoa, Chordata, Aves, Galliformes, Phasianidae.
GGUGGCUGUACUACGCCGACAGCCGCGCCGGAGGCUUCACCGAGCUGCCGCUCAUCCUCUGGCUGCAGGUGAGCACAGCGCUGCACUCCCAGCUGUCCCAUUCCAGCCCUUAAGAGAGCGCUGAGGUCAGUGGGGAGGGAUGCUGGUGGCUGAAGGCCCAUCACAGCUCCCAGUAACAUCUCCCAGUCACGUUGCAGAAGCAGACACUGCUGCUAGCUGUGAUGCUGCAGUAGUGCUCUGUGCUGUGCAGUACCACAGCUCGGCAGCUCCACGGUGCCUUUGGCAGCAGGCCUGCAGCCUGAGCAGUGCUGUGAGAGUGGGUGAAGCUGUUAGAGACCUGUGGUAAGUUCUGUAAGGGAGCAACUGAGAGAGGCUGUCUGUCACUGUAAUUGGUCCCGGUCAGUCACAACUGAUAACAGUCAUCAGUGUGUGCUCUGCAUUCACCUCCAGAGCUACGUUUCAGAAGUGAACAUUGGAUAUGGCUGCUUGGUCCUUUCCCUUCUGUGUUAUUAAAGAAUAAAAUAUGUGUACUGUACAUGCUAGUUAAAAAAAAAAAAAACCAACACCUAAUGCCUCACGAACUUCUGUAUUUUGGUUAGUUUUUGUACUUGAGAUUAAGAGAAUAAGGGUAGAAGUUCUCAAACAGCGCCCAGCAUACAGCUCAUCAGAUGCUUUCACAUGUGGGUGGUUACUUCUCUGUUCAGAAGCCUUAUGUAUACGUAGUGAAAGACAGUGAGGAACAGAGCCCUCUUUGCAAGUUACUGAGGAGUGCAAAGGGCACUUCAGACUUCCUGUAUGAUGUUGUGCUUACUGUGUUGUUUUGUUCUGCUCCUGUCUCCCAUGCCUAUGUUGCAGGCAGCCAGUAUCUUAUUUGUGGACAAUCCUGUGGGCACUGGAUUCAGUUACGUAGAUGACUGCAGCUUGUUUGCCAAAAACCUAACCACAGUGGUCUCUGACAUGAUGGUUUUUCUUAAAGAAUUCUUCACACACAGAACAGAAUUUCAGAGCAUCCCAUUCUACAUAUUUUCUGAAUCUUACGGAGGUAAAAUGGCUGCUGGCAUUGCUUUAGAGCUGCAUAAUGCUGUACAAAAAGGAAGCAUAAAGUGCAACUUUGCUGGGGUUGCUCUUGGAGACUCAUGGAUUUCUCCACUGGAUUCUGUGCUGUCUUGGGGACCCUACCUUUAUAGCACUUCUCUCCUUGAUGAUCAUGGUCUAGCAGAGGUGACUGCUGUUGCUAAAGAAAUAAUGGAUGCAAUAAAUAAAAAUGAAUAUGGACUGGCCACUGAGCUCUGGAGUAAGGCUGAAGGUAUCAUUGAAGAGAACACAGACAAUGUGAACUUUUAUAACAUCAUGACUAAGGAAGUUCCAGAAAUGAAAGCAGAUGAACAAGAAAAUUUUCAUCUUGUUAGACUUUACCAACGUCACGUGAAAAUUAUGCAUAAGAACAACCUAAAUGAAUUGAUGAAUGGACCUAUCAGAAAGAAACUAAAAGUUAUUCCUGACUGUGUAAAAUGGGGAGGUCAGUCCACAAAAGUCUUUGAGAACAUGGCUGAGGACUUCAUGAGACCUGUCAUUGACAUUGUUGAUCAGCUCUUAGCAGCCAAUGUCAACGUCACAGUCUAUAAUGGGCAGCUGGAUCUCAUUGUUGACACCAUGGGCCAGGAGGCAUGGAUCCGAAAACUGAAAUGGCCUGGCUUGAAGGAGUUCAGCCAGCAGAGGUGGAAGGCGCUUUAUGUGUCUCCAGAAUCCACUGAUACAGCUGCUUUCCACAAGGCCUAUGAGAACUUUGCUUUCUUCUGGAUUCUUAAGGCUGGGCACAUGGUACCAUCUGAUCAAGGAGAGAUGGCCCUGAAAAUGGUCAGGAUGGUGACCCAACAGAAGCACUAGGGGGAAGGGAGGCCAGCUGGUAUGGCCUCCAGCUGAGUGCCAGUGUUCUUGUGGAAUGUGAGUUCAAGAACAAAUAAGCUGCAGGAGGAACAACUGGUAUUUGGACACAGCCUCUCUGAUCUUCCUGAUGAUGGGUGAAAGCAUUUAUGAAAAGGCAUACUUCUCCUUGAAUAAGCUCUUGCUUUUGAAUUUCUAAGAUGUGAUUUGCUGCCUUAAUACUCUUCAUAAUGACUCUUCCAAGAUAAUUCCUGUGUCAUAAACAACUAGCUGUAAGCCUUUGUCUUGGAAGGAUUUUGUGCUUUUUUUUUUAAAAAAAAAAAAAGAGCUGUCCUCCCCAUUUUGUUUUCUUGUUUGUUUGAACAGCAAGACUAAGACUGACUUUUGUCCUGGUAGAUUAGCUGCUUGUUCCUUUCACAAAUCAGGUUUGCUCUUGGAGAUUUUUGGAAUACUUCCUUUCCAUGUCCUUGGACAUUUGUCCUUGAGUUACCUGGCUGGAUUAGAAGCUGUGGAUUUGAAGAUGCCAGAAUACCAGACCCACACAAGAGGGUCUACAGUCCAUCUCAGUGAGAUGAGGUGCCUGAAUUAGGAUCCACAAUUCCUCAGGCUUUCUCCACAGCCUCCCUCCAGGAGAGGACUUAAUCUCUUUCAUCUGCCCAUUUCUCCAUUUCAUUCAGUUUUUAAUGACCCAAAUUUUGUCUUUAGCCUUAACAUCUGCAGCGCAUCCAGCAGCAAUUCCUGCUUUCCUCUAUGCCGAAGGAGGAGCCCUGCAAUACCCUCUUCUUGUGCAGAAGAGAAUCGUAAUGGACUGAAGCCUCCUACAAGCUUCUCAGCAUAGGCUGGAGAGUGGAAAGCAGAAUGUUAUUGAAACAAUAGUAGCAUAAUUCUGGAAGUUACUAGCAGUACCUAAAACAAGGAUUUACAAAGAACCAAUAUUUUUACUACUUUUUCUAGAUCUCUUAAGUCUCAUAGAGACUUCCUGAUUUUGGAAGCAACACUUAUGAUACAGAAUGCUGUCAAAAAGAAGACUUGAUCAGGCAUCAUUUGACUUCUGCUAUGGAGUAUAAGGUGACUGUUCUUUAUCAGUGUCUGAUAGGAAGCAUCACAGCUUGUUCCAGCUGUCAGAAUACCAAAUAAAUAGCAACCGGCCAAUUCCUCCUGCAACUGAAACUAUCGUGAAAUGUCUGAUAGCACUGGCUGAGCGAAGACUGAGGCAUAAUGAUAUGUAAACACACAUGCAGUCUCCCAGCAGAUGGAGUAUUGGCACCUACUAAUUGCUUUCCUUCUUGUUCUCUGCUUGAACUGUGUUCAUGAGAACUUCAGCAAUGCAAAUCCAGACUUUUCAAACACAUAUCUUAAUAAAUACAAGCAGUCUAAUGUAA